UGCCCGGGCUUAGGAAGAGUUGGAGCUGUAAAAGCAGCUGUCUUCAGAGCACAGCGAAAGAAGAUGAGGCACGUGCAUGCUUUCUCACAGCAGGAGAGGGCCUAUGCAAAAUAAUGACUGGUUUAUCGACUGAGCCCCCAUAUAUGGACCCCUACUAAAGAGCAGCAAAGGUUGGGAUAAGGCAUCUGCCUUUCUGCAAGACUUGGAAGGGAAAAGAGCAACACAGCUUGCCCCAGGCACGGUGAAGGCAACAGGAGAGAAUGGCUGAACAAGUUGCAGGCAGUCGCUCUUAAGCUAUGAAAAAAAGGGGGAUCUUUUCUUAUUCCAAAAGCCAAGUCAGAAAUUGAAAGCGAUAACUAAUCUGCGUGUUUUGUAAGCAUGGGGUAGAGGUGCCCACCGCCCUCUUCAGCUGAAGGCAGCCAGGAUGGGCAAAAGACUCUAAAACGCCGCAGUUGAUGAGGUGCAACUUGACUGAGCUCAGCUGGUCCAGUAAUAAAGAAGUGGCCCUGUUAGCCUUGAAUGCGUGAACACAGGAAGCUGCCUUAUAAUAUUGUCUGCUCUGACUGGCAGCAGCUCUCAAAGGUAUUGGAUGUGGGUAGGACGGCCCGUGAAGGAGCUGCCAACUCCAGCAUUCACCGUGGACCUGGAUACGGCAAAGAGGAACGCGGUGCAAAUGAAGGAUCGCUGCAAGGCCCUGGGGAUAUCCCUAAGGCCUCACAUGAAAACCCACAAGACACUGGAAGGUGGAAGUCUCAUGACUGGCGGCACACUGCGGAAGAUUGUGGUGUCCACUUUGGCUGAGGCCCGGUUCUUUGCGGACGGCGGCUUUGACGACAUCCUGUAUGCCUACCCGCUACCCUUUGACAAGGUGGAAGAGUGUGCCGCCUUGGCGGAAAGGCUAGAAGCCUUCCACGUGCUGGUGGACAGCCAUGAAGCCUUGGGCCUGUUGAAGAGGAGGCACUUGUGCCACAGCAAGCGCUGGAAGGUGUGGCUGAAGAUCGACUGCGAAAACAGUCGAGCCGGCCUGAUGCAUUCUGAUCCAGCUGCCCUCGAGCUAGCGAAGGCGAUUGCGGAAGGAACCACUGAGCUGGUGGGGAUAUAUGCGCACUGUGGCAAUUCCUACAACUGCCACAGGGUGUCUGAAAUCCAGUCUGUUGCUCGGACCACUACCAUGUUGACCCUGAAGUUCAUGGACAAGCUGGCAGGACUGGCCCCCUCGCUGUCUAGCAUUGGUUCCACUCCAUCCUGCAGCCACCCGGUGCCAGAGAUGGCCCAACUCAGCGAAGUCCAUCCUGGGAACUACUUCUUCUAUGACGCCCAGCAGUUGACGAUCGGCUCCUGCCAGCUGGAGGACAUUGCCGUCCGGGUCUUGACGAGGGUGAUUGGCCACUACCCGCACCGCAACCAACUGCUGGUGGACUGCGGCUGGACUGGGCUGAGCCUUCACAGCCUGGGCCAGCUGCCAACAGGCUACGCCCUCGUGGAAGGCCAUCCUGACCUCAAGUUGGUAGGAAUGACCCAGGAGCAUGGCAGAAUUGAGCCCAUGGAAGGCAAGCUGGAUUUUGCCAAGUUCCCCAUGGGCAGCCUCCUGGCAUUGAUUCCUUAUCAUGCCUGCGCCACAGCCGCCAUGCACCCUCUUUACUACAUUCACAGCAAGGGCCAGGUGGUGGGUACAUGGGAGCCGAUCAGAGGCUGGUAAAGAAGAGGAGGUGAGCUUUGCAAAAGGAUGGCUUGGCCAGGAGGGUCCCCCAGAAGAACGACGGACACUGUCUUUAUGCACAGGGUGUGCACAGAGUAAUUUGAGCUCUGGCCACACAGAAGUAGUUCAGUAAAACUAUGCUCUCAUCAA
Rhineura floridana is the source of this 1849-nucleotide messenger RNA. Its product is annotated as D-serine dehydratase-like. The transcript has 9 exons. Lineage: Eukaryota; Metazoa; Chordata; Lepidosauria; Squamata; Rhineuridae. Bases 590 to 1699 code for a protein of 369 amino acids. The record is from RefSeq and is a predicted model, not a curated record. Gene Ontology annotation, molecular function: D-serine ammonia-lyase activity. Gene Ontology annotation, biological process: D-serine catabolic process.